Messenger RNA from Scleropages formosus (Asian bonytongue), 1224 nucleotides. Its product is annotated as rhombotin-1. Gene Ontology annotation, biological process: positive regulation of transcription by RNA polymerase II. The transcript is spliced from 4 exons. The coding region runs from base 499 to 966 and encodes 155 amino acids. The record is from RefSeq and is a predicted model, not a curated record. Gene Ontology annotation, cellular component: nucleus. Gene Ontology annotation, molecular function: DNA-binding transcription factor binding; transcription coactivator activity. NCBI's taxonomy places the organism in Eukaryota, Metazoa, Chordata, Actinopteri, Osteoglossiformes, Osteoglossidae.
AUAAAUAUUUGACCGCGACGGAAGCGCUCGAGUCUUCAGUGACCAGGGGUCUUCAGCGCUCCUUACGGCACCAGACCAACACUUUCUCCGCUUUUUUUCCCCCGUUUUCUUUCCCUUUUGUUUGUUGACAUGCCGUCCGUCCGGCGUAGUUGUGAGGCUCCGCACCGCCUGUGAAGGUUUUCUCCUGCGCACCGGGGACGCGUCCGAGCGAGGGAAGUGCGUAAGGCGGGUCUCCUCCAAGCCGAGCUCCAUGUGAACCAGGCUCCGCACCUCCGAACAUCUCCCGAUCUCCUCCCGCGCGAGCCGAGCCGAGGCGAAGGUGCCGUUACGCGCACAGAAGACGGGGAUCCCCGCUGUCGCCGCAGGGCUGUGUUUGCAUCACGCGUGCGGGUGGAGAAGACUGGUUGGUGGUGAUCGUUGGUGGUGGCGGAGGAGGACACUGGUCUGCUGGAGCCCAGGACGGACGCCCCGGAGCCGGACUCCUCCAUUCUCAGGACCAUGGUACUGGACAAGGAGGAAGGUGUGCCCAUGCUCUCUGUGCAGCCCAAGGGCAAGCAGAAGGGCUGUGCCGGCUGCAACCGCAAGAUCAAGGACCGCUACCUGCUGAAGGCCUUGGACAAGUACUGGCAUGAGGACUGCCUCAAGUGCGCCUGCUGCGACUGUCGGCUGGGUGAGGUGGGCUCCACGCUCUACACAAAAGCCAACCUCAUCCUGUGUCGCAGGGACUACCUGAGGCUCUUUGGUACAACGGGGAACUGCGCAGCCUGCAGUAAACUGAUCCCAGCCUUUGAAAUGGUGAUGAGAGCCAGGGAUAAUGUUUACCAUUUGGACUGUUUCGCCUGUCAGCUUUGUAACCAGAGGUUUUGUGUCGGGGACAAAUUUUUCCUAAAGAACAACAUGAUUCUGUGUCAGAUGGACUAUGAGGAGGGACAGCUGAACGGGAGCUUCGAGACGCAGGUUCAAUAGCAGGAGGGGCCGCUCGCAUUCACACAGGACGGACGCCGAGCCACGCUCCGACACAGGGCUGUCCGUCUGCUUGCCUGCAAUACUUUUUAAUCCUUAUUCUGCUCGUCCAUCCCCGACACUGAGCAGUUACAAGUUUUCAAUGUACAGUUGUGCCUGCUUAGCUGCGCACUCUAUUGCCUGUAUGUUUGAUGUUUGUCCCCCCACCUUUUGGUAUGGUUCCUUGGAGGGUCUGUACAGUCUGUUUUUUCUGUAUAUAUA